This is a messenger RNA of Aedes aegypti (yellow fever mosquito), 446 nucleotides long. It is a transcript of the gene Lamtor5, whose product is annotated as ragulator complex protein LAMTOR5 homolog. Gene Ontology annotation, molecular function: guanyl-nucleotide exchange factor activity. NCBI's taxonomy places the organism in Eukaryota, Metazoa, Arthropoda, Insecta, Diptera, Culicidae. The coding region runs from base 157 to 423 and encodes 88 amino acids. Gene Ontology annotation, cellular component: lysosome; cytoplasm; Ragulator complex. Gene Ontology annotation, biological process: positive regulation of TORC1 signaling; cellular response to amino acid stimulus. The record is from RefSeq and is a predicted model, not a curated record. The transcript is spliced from 4 exons.
UAAGGUUUUGCGUGGUUUUACCUUAAAUAAACUGACAGCAUUGUUGACAUCUCGGAUUUCGAUUUGUUAUCAUUCGCAUUUUGGAGCAUUUUAGUGAUAACAAUCGUUCUACGAACCUGAAGUAUAUUUUUGUCUUAAGUUUUUCGGAGCCUUAACAUGGAGGAGCAAGUUGAUCAGAUUUUAGAUAAAGUAAUGGCCACUCCUGGAAAUCUUGGAUGUCUUCUAGCCAACAAUCAAGGGCUUUGUAUUGGCGCCCGGGGCAAUGCAUCGAAAAAGUCUGCUGGAAUUAUCGUCGCAAUUUCCGAGCAAGCAUCUCAGCUGGAUCCCAACUGUAAUGCACCAGUCGUAUCACUGGAAGUCGGAGAUAAAUUAUGCAUUAUUCAUAAGAAUGGUAUCACGGGAGCUGUGUAUAAACAAAAAUAAAUAAAUGAAGAUAUCAGUUAUAA